Bactrocera dorsalis (oriental fruit fly) is the source of this 1929-nucleotide messenger RNA. Its product is annotated as cleft lip and palate transmembrane protein 1-like protein. NCBI's taxonomy places the organism in Eukaryota, Metazoa, Arthropoda, Insecta, Diptera, Tephritidae. Gene Ontology annotation, cellular component: endomembrane system; membrane. Bases 150 to 1817 code for a protein of 555 amino acids. The record is from RefSeq and is a predicted model, not a curated record. The transcript has 4 exons.
UGAAUAUGUUGCUACUAUCUUUCACCGGCCCAGUUGGCUGGUUGAGUUUUAAUAACAAAAAGUAGAAAAAGUUUGGCUAAUGUUGUUUUAUUUCAACUUGAUUCCCAUUUUUUACCGGUUCAUGUAAAGAAUGCAAUAAAACCACCGUGAUGUAUUUCCCAUCAAUUACAACGAUAUUGGGCGUUGCCUUUAUGGCUUACGUAGCCCAUUCUAUUUGGUUGAUGGCGCAGCUGUUUACUACGUUACAUUGCUCAGAUCGUCCUUGCUAUACCUCAUUUCUUAGUGAUAACCCUCGUAUGCAAUUAGCACUAUUUACAUCCAUCACCCCAAACCCAAUUACAAGCGAAGUGUCUAAAAUUUUUAGUACUAAGAACUUCGACUAUAGGAAUUCGUAUUUAGAUGAUUUUCAAAUUGAUGUUCCAUUAAAAACUCGUCGAAAUGGGAGCCUUUAUUUACAGGUUGUGUUGGCUUUGGAAGGUGAACCACUCGAAUGGAGAACAUUAAGAAGAGAUGGUCCCACAGUAAUCCACGUAACCAGAUUGACAGAAUAUAUAACUCCACGAAUAGAAGCAUUUAAUUUACUCGGUGAAAGCAAGAAUUCGAAUGUAAAUCAAUCCGAGAAAAAAGAAAAACCGAAAUCUGGAAAAGUCAAAGAUAAUGCUGUGGAAAAUAAACCGGUUACACAUAUAAUGUCACAUGUUUACGUCAAUUUACUCACGGAUCCUAUAUCAUUAUCAAAAACAGAUGUUCCACCUGAGAUGGCGAAAUUAAUACAAAUCAAUCGCAACCGUCAAAUAAUGCCAAUCCUUAAGACUGAUUUCUUUAAUACGCGUUUAAAAAAUUUGGUACAAGUUACUAGAAAUACCACCGAGUUCAAUGUAACAUUUUAUUAUAAGCCAAUUGGCAUUGGAAAACUACGUUUAAUGCUUAUGAUUGAAAACUCAAUGCAAAUGAUGCAAACUAUAGGAUUCUCGAGGAAGGAUAUUGAUGAUGUAAAGGGAAUGUUCUCUGAUACCAACGUAUAUUUACUCUGCGGCACCAUAUUUGUUGCCAGUGUACAUAUCCUCUUUGAUUUCCUUUCGUUCAAAAACGAUGUAAUAUUCUGGCGCAGAAAAAAGACUUACGAAGGUCUUUCAACUCGUACAACACUCUGGCGAGCAUUCUCACAAAUUGUGAUUUUUAUGUAUUUACUGGACGAAAACACAUCCAUGCUGGUUCUAGUUCCGGCUGGCCUUGGAGUGCUAAUAGAAUUAUGGAAGUGUAAGAAGAUAUUAAAAUUAGAAGUAGGAAUUCGUGGCAUUCAAAGGAGACAGAUAAAAGAAAAACAGUCAUGCCAAAGUGCGGAAAAGAAAACGGAAGAAUUCGACAAGCAAGGAAUGAAAUAUUUGAGUUAUUUAUUAUAUCCCUUAUGCCUGGCAGGAGCUGUUUAUUCACUUCUAUAUCAACCACAUAAAAGUUGGUACUCGUGGACUCUUAACUCGCUCGUUAAUGGAGUUUAUGCCUUUGGUUUUCUAUUUAUGUUGCCACAAUUGUUUGUAAAUUAUAAGUUAAAGUCCGUUGCGGCAUUACCGUGGAGAGCUUUUAUGUAUAAGGCGUUCAAUACUUUCAUAGACGAUUUCUUUGCUUUCAUCAUCACUAUGCCUACCGCGCAUAGAGUAGCAUGUUUACGAGAUGAUGUGGUGUUCCUUAUAUACUUAUAUCAGCGUUGGCUCUAUCCCGUGGACAAGAAUAGGCUGGACACAGGGCAUGUAAUUGAAGAAAAUGCCGAGACUGAGGAAAUUACGACUUCUCGUAAUUGCAAUAAAAAGAACAAUUAAUAUAGAAAUUGUCAUGCACAAAGGAAUCAAUAUAAACUAACAUUCCUUUAUUCUGAAUUAAAAGCGAAAGAUGUAGCACCGAAAUAAAUGCACUUGAUGUUUUGUAAUUUAA